AGUCACCUCCUCACAUCUACCUGCUCAGACUCUCUCCAGAUCUCCUCUCACAUACAUUUGGACUGCUUGUUUACCGGACUGAUAUCAGGAUACUGCCCGACCAUGAGUCGUGGUUUGCGGCCCACGCUUUUCAUACUGCUGGUGAUUGUGCUGCAAUCUGUUUCGACAUUUGAGUUUGAUUCUGGCGGACAUCUAGUCAGAAGAAAAAGGGAAUGGAUUCCACCACCGAAGGUCUUGGCAGAAAAUGAGGACCACACGAAGCAAUUUGUUGCCAAGAUUCAUUCCGAUUUCGAUAAUGGACACGGAAAUAUUGACUACUUCCUUGAAGGAAUCGGUGCAAACCAAUAUCCCUUCAAUGUUUUUACUGUUGAUAAAAAAUCCGGCAAGAUCUGGGUGACCAAAAAACUGGACAGGGAAGAGUAUGCCAUGUACAAUCUCUCCGGUGUCGCCAAGUACACCAACGGAGUAGAGGCAGAGCGGAACAUCGACAUACGCUUCAAGGUUGGGGAUAAGAAUGACAACUCACCCGUGUUCCCCCUAAACCCUCAGCCUGGACACGUGAAAGAGCUGAGUGCUCCAGGAACACCAGUGAUGAAUUUUGCGGCCACUGAUCUGGAUGAACCGGGGAAUCCCAACUCUCAGAUCAAAUACACCAUUGUCAAACAGACUCCAUCUGACAACAUGUUCUCCAUCACCAAUGACGGAACAAUCAUCGUUGUGAAUCCAAUGCUAGACAGAGAGAAAACAGAUCAGUACACUCUGGUCGUGAAAGGCGAAGACCUUAAUGGCAACGGAGGAAACGUUGGAACUGGAACUGUUGUCAUCAAAGUUGAUGAUGUGAAUGACAAUCUUCCUACUCUGGAAAAGGAAAACUACGAGGGCAGCAUUGAGGAGAAUGUGGAGGGCAUAGAGGUGAUGAGACUGAAAGCAUCGGACCUGGAUGUGACGGAAACGGAAAACUGGGACGCAGUAUAUGAGAUUGUGAAAGGCAACGAGGCGAAAUACUUCAGCAUCAAGACAGACCCCAAGACCAAUGAGGGAAUUCUGAUGCUUGACAAGGCUGUGAAUUAUGAGGACAUUAAAGACCUUGAUCUUGGAAUCACUGUGAAAAACAAAGCUCCUCCACACAGUGGUCCAGGUUCUUCUGCCACUAGUUUAAGUUUUGGUGGAGGGGGAGGAGGAGGAGGCGGAGGAGGCGGAGGAGGCGGGGGAGGCGGGGGAGGCGGGGGAGGCGGAGGAAGCGCGGGAGGUGGAAGUGGUGGAGGGGGUGGAGGAACUGGGACUGGUGGGGGAUCAGGUGGAAGCUCGAGUACAACCAGCUAUAAGACCUAUCCUGUUAAAAUCAAAGUCAAGAACCAGCCAGAAGGCCCUGCCUUUGACCCAAAAGUCAAAGCUAUUCCAAUCUCAGAAGGAGACACCUCUCUCAGCAUUAAGGAUGUGAUCGGCAGCUACCCCGCCAUAGACCAGGACACAGGAAAACCAGCUGAGAAUGUUCGAUAUGCAAAAGGUUUUGACCCGGAUAACUGGCUCUAUAUUGAUCCAGUGACAGCAGAGAUCAAACUGAACAAGAAGCCUGACAGAGAAUCGCCUUUUCUUGUCAAUGGGACCUACUAUGCCAAGGUCCUCUGCAUUUCUGACGACAUGCCUUCCAAAACGGCCACUGGCACUGUGGGCAUCCAGGUGGAGGACUUCAACGACCACUGUCCCACCCUCACAAGUCAAUACCAAACGAUGUGCACCGACAAAUACGCCGUGUUUGUUAGUGCAAAGGAUGAAGAUUCGUUCCCCAAUGGACCUCCCUUCCAGUUUUCAAUCAUUCCUGAAGGCACGGAGGGCAAAUGGCAGGUGGAGCAUUACAAUGACACUGCUGCCAUUCUUCGAGCCCGAGAGUCCUUGUGGCCGAGGUUGUACAAAGUGCAGUUUUUGAUCAAAGACGGGCAAGGAGAGGCAUGUCCAGAGCCUCAGACGGUGGAAGUUAUUGUGUGUACCUGUGAGGACGGGGUGAUGUGCGGAAAGCGAGGGGGCAAUGGCCGGCCCAACAAGGAUAUUGCCUUAGGACCUGCUGGCAUUGGGCUUCUUUUGCUGGGACUGCUGCUCCUACUGCUUCUCCCAUUGUUGUUGCUGUUCUGCCUUUGCGGAGGCGCUGGUGGUCAAGCAGGCAAAUUUGCCGAGAUGCCAUUUGACAGUAAAGCACAUCUCGUCAACUACCGGACUGAAGGACAAGGAGAGAAUACGGAGGUGCCUCUGCUCAACAUGCCGCUGCAAGGGGAAGAUAUGCCCUAUGUGGAAAAGGGAGACAUUGGCAAAGCCAUGACAGGAAUGGCUCACCAGAGGUCUAUAGUUUCCAUGGACAGUGGGAUGAACGGUGGCGGAUAUGUUGAUGGCUUUGUGAGAAAAGAAACAUGGGGAGCAAUGAACGAAGGUUGGGGCAAUGAGCACCGCUCUGAGUUUGAAAACCAGGAGUUAAGAGGAGGAGGUGCAACCAUCUACGAUGGCAUGGCUCUGCCACACCACGUCCUUGGACAAUAUUACACACAGAAACUCAGCAGUGAAAAUGACGCCGUGAAGGACAGUUUCUUGGUAUAUGACUACGAAGGUCAAGGCUCGCCUGUUGGCUCGGUGGGAUGCUGCAGUCUACUGGAGUCUGAUAAUGACCUGCAAUUUCUGGACGACCUUGGGCCAAAGUUCAAGACCCUGGCUGAAGUUUGUGGUGGCAAACCUAUACCGUCAACGCCAGCACCCAGACCACCGUCCAUCUCACAUACAUUAGUAUCAAAUGUGUCAACGGCCGCACCCUUACCUUCCCCACCCAAGCCAGUUGUGUCCACUACAGAGACUGUGGUCAAAGAGAUAUCCAAUCGUUCUCAGGCAGUAAAGGAAACCUCAGCCUCGGUGAGAGAGGGAAUGGCUGCGGUGAAAACAGGGGCAGCAAACAAAGGCCAAAUGUUUGUCCUGCAGCAGCAACAGCCUGUCUAUUACGCCACUACCCCUGUCGUGCAACCAGUGCAGUAUGUAGUUCAGCCUCAGGUGCCCACCACCGUGAUGCUCGCGAAGGCACCAGCCACAAAUCUUCAGAACAUGGUUUUGGUGAAUGGCGCACAGCCUGCACCGGCCCAGGGCAUGGUUCUUGUCAAUGGAGUGCAGCCUGCACCAGCCCAGGGCAUGGUUCUUGUCAAUGGGGCACAGACUGGAGCCACGCCAGGCAUGGUUUUGGUCAACGGAGCACAAACUGGGGCUGCCCAAGGCAUGGUAGUGCAGGGGCAUUCUGUUAUGUCUGUUGGACAAGCCAAGGGCCCUGGAAUGAUGCUGGAGGGUAGUGGGCUUCGGGCUAGCAGUGGUAACUUGAUUCAAGCUGGAAAUCAAGCAGCUGCCCAGACCAUGAUGGUUGUGGAAGGCAAGGUCCCUGCUGGGUCACUGAAAGUUCUGCGAGGCAACCAAGCGACCGUUGUUCAAGGGGGCUCACUCCAACCAGUUGGAGUUUCAGGAUCCCAACGAGUGAUGGUGGUUGAAGGUUCAACCGGCAGCGGAGGAAGGCUAAUCCAAGGGUCAGGAGGAUUUUCUCAAAAAAGUAAAGCCUCUGGAUCCCAGAUAAAUUUCCAAAAUAAUGGCAGCAUGUCAUCCGGAUCACAAGGCAAUGUUGUCAACUUGUCUGGCAGCACAGUGACAACCUCCCCUUCUUACCAGAAGGUGGUGGUAAAGGAGACAUUUACUGAACUCUAAUGACUAUGCUCACAACCUCUAUGGAAAAAGCUUUAAUGGGAGUGCCACGUGUGUGCCAGUUUCAUGGUGGAGGGUGUGCUGCAGGAAUGAAACUACAUGUGACUGCUUGUUGAGUUUGUCUCCUUCAAGAUAGUGUUUUUAUGUGCACAGAUAUUUCCCUUGUUCUCUUUUUUUUGUUUUGUUUUUUACACAGUUAACAAACCCUUAACCACAUUUUUUUUAUUGUUGCAAGAUAAUUUCAAGGAUUGUCAUAGUUCCACCGGUAUUUUUGCCUGUAAUGCAACCUGAUGUGACAUAGCAACACAAGGGCCUGUUUUAGGGUGUUUUAUUGCAAUUACAUCUGCGUUGUGUGAACGUACCUGAACAGUGAGCAGUGUGUGAAAACUGGCUUUGGGUUCGAGGACCACAGCAAUGAAUGUAUUCUUACAAUGUGUCUGCUAUCACCCAGAUGAAUGUGUGUGCUUGCUCAGACUUCAGGUGAUCUUCCAGAAGCUCCCUCCACAAUACGUUUUUGAAGUGACCUCCUGUUGAUUUGCUACGUAUUCCAUGAGAGUUAGGCAGAGCCUAGAAGAUAGAAAGGAGGAAAAAUGUAUGACCGUUCAAUGUAAAUAUGAUGUGAUGAAAUGAAUGGCAGAAUGUCACCUUUCAGUUUGCCCACAGUGAGGAGGGUGUAUCACAGAUAGUGCUGAGUGAAAAGUGGUUUUUGUAUUUCUUCGAUCGAACAAACAAUAAAUGAACUGGAAUCUAAAAUGUUUU
Synchiropus splendidus (mandarinfish) is the source of this 4476-nucleotide messenger RNA. RefSeq names its product desmoglein-2.1-like. The transcript is spliced from 14 exons. Gene Ontology annotation, molecular function: calcium ion binding. The record is from RefSeq and is a predicted model, not a curated record. Gene Ontology annotation, biological process: homophilic cell-cell adhesion. Bases 103 to 3720 code for a protein of 1205 amino acids. Gene Ontology annotation, cellular component: plasma membrane; desmosome. Lineage: Eukaryota; Metazoa; Chordata; Actinopteri; Syngnathiformes; Callionymidae.